GAUACUCACGACCAUGCUGGCGACAAGGAAUUUCUCCAGUAGAAACCUCCUCGCGAAGAAGAACGACGUGAAGGAAUCGUCGGACAGUAGCGCCACCAUCGAGGACGACGACGUCAAAGCUCGUAAACAGGACAUCAUCAGAAUGACGGAGCAGCUACUGGAUGCAAUCACGUCCGGUGACUACGAGGCAUACACAAAGAUUUGCGAUCCGAACCUGUCUUCGUUUGAGCCGGAAGCUCUCGGACAUCUCGUGGAAGGCAUGGAAUUUCACAAGUUCUACUUUGACAAUGUGCUUGGCAAGAACUGUAGAGCAAUCAACACGACCAUUCUCAACCCGCACGUUCACUUGUUAGGCGAGGACGCUGCCUGCAUCGCGUACAUCCGACUGACGCAGUUCGUCGACAGGAACGGGGUUCCGGUCACGCAGCAGUCUGAGGAAACUCGCAUCUGGCAUCGGAAAGACAACAAGUGGCAGAACGUUCACUUCCACCGAUCCGGCAGCGCUACCGUCAGCAGCAACUAGGCGGCGCCACCAUCGUCUGCCGCUGCGGAACAUUCGCCCGUCGGCGCGGCAACUAGGUGGCGCCACCCACGGCCUCCGCAUCCGUGGAGCGUUCUCUUGUCGACGUGACGGUUGGCGCCGCCCCAGCGGGGCAUCUCGGUGGCGCCCCCUGUGUCUGCCGCCGCCGCGACGAAGCGUUCCCGCGUGACUCGACCGUCGCAGACGCGCUUUUGUGGCGCCACCUAUUCCUGCUGACACGGCGACGUUUCCCCCAUUCAACGCGGCUGUUGAUGAUGCUUCGGCGGCGCCACCUACGUCAGUAAUCGCCACCUCUUCUUUGACGCGGUGGCGCCACGCGACAAGCAGACGCUCGACACCCCCUCCCUUCCACCGACUUGGCUUCUCACGAGGAGGAGAGGUGGGAGGGGGUGCAGGCCCGGCGGGUGGUCGUGCAUUGGUCGGUCGGUGGGAAGGAGGGAGGCAGGGAUGGAGGGUGGGGGUGUGUGGGAAGGCGCGGCGGUAGGUUUGUAGGCUUUUGUGCAAUGUCGUGUUUUUUUACAAACCGCCGCACCGUUGCCACGAGCGACGACGAUCAACCCCUCUUCGACCUUGAGUGAUGCUGUUUGACCUCGAUCGACCCUGAUCAACCUCGAUCGACCCUGAUCAACCUCGAUCGACCCUGUUUGACCUUGAUCGACCUUGAGCGACCCUGAUUAACCUUGGGGUGGAGGCAAUGUCGGAGCGGGGUUGGAUCGUCCGUGGCGCGUGCGAGGGUCGUGUGACUUGUCUUCGUGCAUACGUGUCCACGUUCGUUCAAUUCAUUUUUCUGCUUUUCAGCUUCUGUAUAGUCAAAAACAUAUAAUUUUACUUUAAAAACAUUUAGAUUGGCCCACUGUGUAAAAUUAUAUGACAACAAAUUUAUUUUUGUGCCAGAAAUGGCGGCCAUCUUGAAUUUUCAAGUGGCUAAUGGGCUUUUUGAAAAAAGUAGUUCCAAAGGAGUGUCCAUGAGAAUUUUGGUGCUUGCCUCACAAUUUGAACGAUUAUUUCACUUAUCUGCUGGACUGCAGUCCAGAUAUAUUGCGUCCAACCUUCUUUCUCGCAGCAGAUGCUGCCGGGAGCCCUGAUCGCAUGUGACGCUCCAUGUGACCUCUCUAGAGGAGAUGACUCAAAGGUCACGGCUUGCUACCAAUAGAAACGCGGUCCACCAAUGAGCUCUGGUAUAGCGUGAGUUCCCCCCAUGACGAGGUUAUCCCCCGUACGAUGUCUACAAGCGAAUAGAGGUCAAAUUCUCAUGCACCAAUGAAAUGCGCCACAGGCCCUGCUAGGCGUGCCUAUUCGUCCUUGGCAUGUAUAAAGGGUAAACUCUUGAUGGGGAGUAAAGAGUUUAUAUGAGAUGUUAUGCUACUGCGGCCGGUAUCGAGGCAGAGUAAAAUGACAUCUCCUAGAACAUGCUUACUCCACUAGAAACUGUUGCUAUACAGCGUUGCUAGGGACUUCAUCUAGAGACUGUUGCUACGCGUCGUUGUUAGAGACUUCUCCUAGAGACCGUUGCUAUGCGUCGUUGCUAGAGACUUCUCCUAGAGACCGUUGCUAUGCGUCGUUGCUAGAGACUUCUCCUAGAGACCGUUGCUAUGUGCCGUUGCUAGAGACU
This is a messenger RNA of Priapulus caudatus, 2153 nucleotides long. Its product is annotated as calcium/calmodulin-dependent protein kinase type II delta chain-like. The transcript is spliced from 6 exons. Gene Ontology annotation, biological process: protein phosphorylation. The record is from RefSeq and is a predicted model, not a curated record. NCBI's taxonomy places the organism in Eukaryota, Metazoa, Priapulida, Priapulimorpha, Priapulimorphida, Priapulidae. Gene Ontology annotation, molecular function: calcium/calmodulin-dependent protein kinase activity; calmodulin binding. Bases 14 to 523 code for a protein of 169 amino acids.